Molecule: messenger RNA, 1564 nt
Organism: Capsaspora owczarzaki ATCC 30864
Lineage: Eukaryota; Filasterea; Ministeriida; Capsasporidae
Exons: 3
Coding region: 25-1464 (479 amino acids)
Molecular function (GO): protein binding
Source: RefSeq, a predicted model, not a curated record
CAGCCAUUGUCACAACAUUGAAAAAUGAGCGAAGAGCUCGAUCUCGCCAAGCCGCUGCGCAAGUUGGCAGAAGUCGACGUAGCAGCAACCAAAACCGACGUAGAGACAGCCGAACGGCGUUGGCAGGCGCGAUCCGAGCGGAGACACAAGGCAGCAGCCAAAGCCAACGCCGCUGCUGGCACAUCCACCACUGCGCAGCGAGCCAAAGCCACGCAAAAGUCGUCAUACCCGGCGCCAGAGACCACGCGCACUGAAGCAUGGGCGAGGUCGAUGGACGAGUACUUUGCGCGGCAUAGCAUGCCUGUGCGCACGAGGUAUAAUCCACAAUCUGGGUACGGCUUGGUCGCAACAAGGCCAAUACGGCGAGGCGAAGUGGUUGUGCGCGAGUGCAUCUUCCUUGGUACGGUGUGCGAGAAUGUCAAGGACCGAGUUUGUUCGACGUGUUUCCGGCAUGUGUUGGCACAGCCGAAAGACCGGUUUCGAGCAGCCCGUCUGCCCAUUUCACCAGAGUCGCAGCCUCCACUCGAAGGGAAUGACAGCGACCCAUGUGCGCUCACCGUGCGCUGCGAAAAGUGCGUGCAAGUGUACUUUUGCUCGACGGCCUGCCGCGACGAAAGCAAAGCUAGGGAUUUACACUCUGAGAUCGAAUGCAAUGCGUUGGCGUUCCUGGGCACCGAUGCAAUCCACCCGAACGACGUCAUCAGUGAUCUUCUCCGCCAGGCCAUUCGCAUUCUUUCCAUCCGUGCCAAACGAUUGCAGCUGCUCCCACUUCCCGGCGAGCCUCAGCUUCGAAACUCGUACGAAAACAUUGCCAAGAAUCUCGCGUACAGUCCCACUCUUGCGGAUGACAACGAUCACACGUUGAAGUUUGUCGUGAAAUUUGCCAACGAGCUAGUGCCAGCCGCAGUGCGCAUCCCCGGACCCGAGUUUCUCAACAUUUUUCACCGCCAUCAGUGCAACGCAUUCUCCAUGCUCGGGCCGGGUCGGAUGGACACAAUGUACGGCGCAUACACGGCAUGCUGGCAUCUGAUGAAUCACUCGUGCGCGCCCGUUCUGAUGCGCGAGCACCAUGCAUUCCACCGACCUCUAGUGGACGGCUUGCCGCACUUUGAAGCGCGCGCUGUGAUUGAUGUGGCUGAAGGAACGGAAAUCACCUGGUGCUACUCGAACAUUCGAAACCCCAAGGCGGAGCGCCGAGAGCAUCUUCGUCAGUUUUACGGAUUCCUGUGCGAGUGUCCACGAUGCACGGGUCCCGACGAGCGUCGGGUGCUCGAGGGCUUUCCGGAACACCGACGCAUGCUUUGCAGACGGCACAACUGCGGCUUUGUCAUGCCCGGCGACCCGUCUGCCGAAGAUGAUGGCAUUCUUGGCUACUGCAAUCAGUGCGGGCUUGUUCGCCGUGCUGGAGAUGACGAUGUGGACGAAGACGACAAUGUCGAUGCCGCUCAGCAAGGCCAUUGUUAACAAAUCAUUUUGGGUUUGCGACUGUUGCUGCUGCUGUUGUUGUUGGUACUGUACUUUGCCCUUUUUUUUGUUUUUUUUGUUUUGCCUUUGAUAAAUGACG